GAACUGUGACGCCAUAGCACUCUACCAAGGGCAACAUAAUGGGACUCUGUCUCUAAAUAAAUAAAUAAACAAACAGGCUGGGUGUGGUGGCUCACACAUCUAAUCCUAGCACUCUGGGAGGCUGAGGUGGGUGGACUGCCUGAGCUCCCAAGUUGGGAAACCAGCCUAAGCAAGAGUGAGACACCGUUGCUACAAAAAGAGCCAGGCGUUGUGGCACGCACCUGUAGUCUCAGCUAUUUGGGAGGCUAAGGCAAGAGAAUCACUUGAGCCCAAGAGUUUGAGGUUCCUAUGAGCUGUGAUGCUAUGGCACUCUACCCAGGGCAACCAAGCAAGACACUGUCUCAAAAAUAAAUAAAUGAAACAAAACAACCCCCCCCCCCCAAUGAUCAGGGCAUGUAAAAUGCCUGGCAAAGGGUUAGAACUCAGCUAAUAUUAAGGUUGUCCAGCCGGCUGAUGACAGAAUUCUACAACGUAUCAGUCUGGCCACCCCUCCCCCACUAAGACAAAUGAGACCAUACAGCUGAGCCCGGUUCAGUAAACUGAGGCUGGGGCAGUACCUUCCAUAUCCACUGAAUUGGGGUUCUCUGGAUUCUGAAAAUGUGGCUAUUUGGAGGUCUGUGUCCCAAGUUCUUUGAAAAAACUUUUUCCUCAGGAAGUACAAAGUACUCUCUCUCUCUCUUUUGAGAGAGUCUCACUAUGUCAACCUCAGUAGAGUGCUGUGGUGUCACAGCUCACCGCAACCUCUAACUCUUGGGCUCAAGAGAUUCUCUUGCCUCACACCUAGCCUAGCUAUUUUUUAGAGACAAGUCUUGCUCUUGCUCAGGCUGGUCUCCAACUCCUGAGCUCAAACAAUACACCCGCCUAGGCCUCCCAGAGUGGUGGGAUUACAGGCGUGAGCCACCGUGCCCGCCCCAAAGGGAAGAUUUUAUGUUUGUUGAGGGAAAGAAAGGAGAAAAACGGCGUGGGGCGGGGGUGAGGGGGGUCACAAAGACCUGCACCCUAGCUGUAACCACUACUUAGUCACCAUGUGGCCUUGGACAAGUCCCUUCAUUUCUCAGUCUUAGAGAUUUCUUAUAUCUAAAAUGGAGACAGUAAUUCCUACCCUUCCUAACUGACUGGGCCAUGGUGGGGUCAAAUGGAUCUAUAUGUGAAAUAAAGUUAUGGAGUGCAAAUCUGUUGGAAUGUAAGGGAUUACUGUCAAGGAAGAAAUAAGAAUGGUUCACUGACUCGGUGUGGCAAGAGGAAGUGAAGAUGACACCUAGAUUUUAAGCCUAAGUGACUGGAGUAGAGGGUUCUGGUUCUCUGGCCCAUUCUGUCUCAGUCCUUUGGGCAGGGGCUUGGAGUUUGGAGAACGUCUCUCAAAGGAGACGGUGGCCCUCCCCAUGAAUUCACCCCAUCAGCUUGGGCCAGAAUCCUUUGCCCCCCAAUUUUCGUCUUGUUUAGCACCCACUGGAGGAGGGUGCUACACUCUUCGUCCUGAGAUAGUAAGGAUUAAUGAUGCCAACUCAUUAAUUUCCAGCUCCUCCCCAACAAACAGGCCCACUGACUGGACAGGACAUCCCUGUCCCCGCUCAGGAAAUGCUCCUGGUAGAAGAGAGGAGACCAAGUCGGCCCCGGAGGCCAUUUUCUUCUUCAGAAGUGGAGGCGGCGGUGGGGGUGGGGUGGGGGGAGCAAGGCCUUUAUCUCACCCCCCCACGCCGCUGGGAUCUAGGCUCUCCUGCUUGUCUUCUCGGCCCAGGAGGGCCGCUCAUUCGCGGAUCACGUUUGCACUGGUCCCUGGGGAGGAAGCCGCUCUCAAGAGGCCGGGGCUGAGACUCGGCCACCUUCACCUGAGUUGUCUCUCGAGGCUAGUCUGGGGGUCGACAUCAACCGGGACUCGAACCCGCUUUUUCGUCCUCCGAGGCCUAGUUCAAGGAGGGUGCGCUAAACAGUUACACUGUCCCUUUAAGGCGGCACGUUUUAUUCUUCAUUUGUUUACUUCUUCAUGCGCUUUUUUCUUAAUUUUUACAAAAAUGUGAUCACAAUAUCCUUCCGCAAAUGUCAGAAGCAGGCACUAACCACAAGCCUUGAAGCCAUUAAUGUAAAUUUAAGAAUGUAGAGUUAGCAGCCGUCUUUCAGCAUCACCCUUCAUAGAAUUUUAUCAAUCCUCUUUUACACUUUAGGGACUACUUUUUAGGAAUAAACCAUUUUUGCUUUAGUCAACACAGAUUUAUAACCUUCAGAAUCCUUCCGCUGAGGAAAGAAUACGAGAAUAGCCUUUACGACGCACCUUUUCAUAAAAAUAUUCUAUGUGUGCUCUCACAGGCUAUCGAAUCUUUUCGUAUUCCUGAAACAGAAUGGUACAGUCCAGAACCCGCCUCACUUUCUCUGCGAUUGGUCUUUCUUCCUCAAUCAGUCGUAUGACUCUUGACCAAUGAUCGUUCACGUUUCUUCAGGGAAGGCUAAGCGAUGGGAGGAGGCGGCCUGGGAGUCGCCCCCUAUCCGUACUGGGAUUGGCUACGUCGUACGGCGCGCGAGGACGGCGGGCCUGAAGGAUGGGAACUGCGACUCCCAGCUUCCCGCGACGAGAACCCUGUUACGCAUGCGCAUGGGCGGGGCGAACAGGCUCCUUUAUAAAAGGAGCGCAGAGGCCUGGGAGGCAGCAGUUGGAAGUUGGCAGGUGGAAAGGCAGGUUGGGAGGGAAAGUCGGGGGAGGAGGCGGAAGAGGCGCUAUCGGAAGGGGGAGGAGGGAGGGAGGAAAAGAGGAGGAGGCGGAGGAGAACUGAGCUGAGCAGAACAGAACAUCGAGCCAAAGGGGAGAUGAGUUUGUCUGUCCUCGGCUGAGGCUCCGGCCGGGCCUAGGGAACUGGGAGCUCGGGCUUGAGCGACACCCGUGGAAGUGGAAGGAGGUGGCUCUGGGACUUUAACCCCUUGUGGGCUCUGCGACAGGGGACUUAACCCUUUGUGGAUUUGGCCCCUCGGAGGCAGCGUCAUCGGUAGUUUUAACCCCUUCGGGGCUGGGUUUAACCCGUUGGACUUACCCUCAUCACCUUGCUCACCAACUCUUCGAUCGUGGGGGCGCUCUGCGGGGAAGCUUGAGGCCCACCCCCCUCAACACAUUACGUACUGUUCCUGCGCUGCACCCCCUUGGACCCGCUAGCUGGCCGCGUUGUGGGCGCUUAACCCUUUACUGACUUGAGCUCCCCAGUUGCAAUUGGAAUUUGCUGACGGAAGGACUGGCUAAAGGUAUCACUGCAGGAAUUACAAACUCUGAUGGACAUUUUUUUUUUUUUUUAAAGAAAAAUCUCUUUUUCCUUAAGGACUUACUAGUCAAAAUUUCUCUAACUUCGAGAAGAGGACUUUACUAGUUAUGGCCGAGCCACUCUUGUCAGAGUAUCAACGCCAGCCUCAAACUAGCAACUAUACAGGUGCUGCUGUUGUCCGUGAAGAGCGGAACCCUGAACGCCCCCCAGGCGCGGAGGAGCGGGUACCCGAGGAGGACAGUAGGUGGCAAUCGAGAGCGUCCCCCCAGUCGGGUGGCCCUCCAGUGCCGGAGGGGGAAGGGAGCCUGGAGCCCCAGCCGCCUCCUCAGCAGACCCCGGCCUGUUCACAACCGACCUGCCUGGAAGCGGGCGAAAAAGGCCAGAAUGGGGACGACUUGUCCACUGGUAGUGCUUCUCCGCCGGCGGCAGGAGGGGAACCGAAGCCCGAGUCUGAGCUUAACGCCCAGCCUUGUCAUGACUCCGAGGCCAACAAGUUGGGGGCUCCUGCUGCAGGGGACGAGGAGGCGUGGGGACAGCAGCAGAGACAGCUGGGCAAGAAAAAACAUAGAAGACGCCCCUCCAAGAAGAAGCGGCAUUGGAAACCAUACAUCAAGUUGACCUGGGAGGAGAAGAAAAAGUUCGAUGAGAAACAGAGCCUACGAGCUUCGAGGAUUCGAGCCGAGAUGUUCGCCAAGGGCCAGCCGGUCGCGCCCUAUAACACCACACAGUUCCUCAUGGAAGAUCACGACCAGGAGGAGCCGGAUCUCAAAACUGGCCUCUACUCCAAGCGGGCCGCCGCCAAAUCCGACGACACCAGCGAUGAGGACUUUAUGGAAGAAGCGGGCGAGGAGGAUGGGGGCAGCGACGGGAUGGGAGGGGACGGCAGUGAGUUUCUGCAGCGGGACUUCUCGGAGACAUACGAGCGGUACCACGCGGAAAGCCUGCAGAACAUGAGCAAGCAGGAGCUCAUCAAAGAGUACCUGGAGCUGGAGAAGUGCCUCUCGCGCAUGGAGGACGAGAACAACCGACUGCGAUUGGAAAGCAAGCGGCUGGGCAGUGACGACGCGCGUGUGCGGGAGCUAGAGCUGGAGCUGGACCGGCUGCGCGCGGAGAACCUCCAGCUGCUGACCGAGAACGAACUGCAUCGGCAGCAAGAGCGGGCGCCUCUUUCCAAGUUUGGAGACUAGACUGAAACUUUUGGGGGGAGGGGGCAAAGGGGACUUUUUACAGUGAUGGAAUGUAACAUAUACAUGUGUAUAUAAGACAGUGGAUCUUUUUAUGACACAUAAUCAGAAGAGAAAAUCCCCCUGGCUUUGGUUGGUUUCGUAAAUUUAGGUAUGAUGUAGCUUGCGUGCUUUCUCCUGUUCUUUAAUUAUGUGAAAUUGAAGAGUUGCUUUUCUUGUUUUCCUUUUUAGACACUUUUUCAAUGUGAAAGUAAUUUGACCAGGUUAUAAUGCAUUUUUCUGUUUUUAAAAAAAUUCCCUCCUUAAACGGAGCUAUAAAGUGGCCAAAUCUGAGAACCAUUAAAUUCAUUUUAGUUAUAAUAAAUUUAAUAUUUGUAAAUGUAA
Messenger RNA from Nycticebus coucang (slow loris), 4810 nucleotides. It is a transcript of the gene HEXIM1, whose product is annotated as HEXIM P-TEFb complex subunit 1. The transcript has a single exon. Gene Ontology annotation, biological process: negative regulation of transcription by RNA polymerase II; negative regulation of cyclin-dependent protein serine/threonine kinase activity. The record is from RefSeq and is a predicted model, not a curated record. Bases 3350 to 4429 code for a protein of 359 amino acids. Gene Ontology annotation, cellular component: nucleoplasm; cytoplasm; nucleus. Lineage: Eukaryota; Metazoa; Chordata; Mammalia; Primates; Lorisidae. Gene Ontology annotation, molecular function: 7SK snRNA binding; cyclin-dependent protein serine/threonine kinase inhibitor activity.